AUGGGAGAGGUAGAUCCAGCUUUCAUCCAAGACCCUGAUCACAGGCCUAAACUCUCCAUCACCGAAGUCGAAGGCAUACCCUUGAUUGACCUGACUCCGAUUAUCUCCCCGGACUCCAUUUCCGACCCUAAAGCUAUUGAAGCGGUUGUUAGAGAAAUAGGCAAUGCAUGCAGGGACUGGGGGUUCUUCCAAGUGAUCAAUCAUGGAGCAGUAUUGGAUAAGCUCCGAAAGAUUGAGACUGCUGCUAGGAAAUUCUUUGCUCUGCCUUUGGAAGAAAAGAGGAAAAUUAGGAGGGAUGAAAAAAGCGUGUUAGGUUACUAUGACAGUGAACGUACCAAGAAUGUCAGAGACUGGAAGGAGGUGUUUGAUUUCACAGUGGAGGAGCCUACUCUAGUCCCGGCUUCGCCUGACCCUGAGGACAAGGAAGAGACAGAGUGGUAUAACCAAUGGCCUGAGCACCCUCCGGAACUAAGGGAGGUCUGUGAAGAAUAUGCUCGAGAAGUCGAAAAGCUAGCUCUGAAGUUGAUGGGACUUAUUGCCUUAAGCCUAGGCUUGCCAGCAAACAGGUUCAGCAGCUACUUCAAAGACCAAACAACUUCUAUCAGACUCAAUCACUAUCCAGCUUGUCCUUCCCCUCAGCUAGCUCUUGGUGUUGGUCGUCACAAGGAUGGUGGUGCUUUAACCGUGCUAGCUCAAGAUGACGUUGGAGGACUGGAAGUGAGAAGAAAAACAGAUGGAGCGUGGAUUCGGGUUAAGCCCACCCCAAAUGCCUAUAUCAUCAACGUUGGUGACAGUAUCCAGGUUUGGACCAAUGAAAAAUAUCAGAGUGUGGAACAUAGGGUGAUGGUGAACUCAGAGAAGGAAAGGUUUUCUAUCCCUUACUUCCUCAACCCAUCCCACUACACCAUAAUCAAGCCUUUGGAGGAGCUAAUAAAUGAACAAAACCUGGCCAAGUAUAGGCCCUACAGCUGGGGCAAGUUUAUGACUAACAGAAAGCUCAGUAAUUUCAAGAAACUCAAUGUUGAAAACAUCCAAAUUCAGCAUUUCAGGGUAUCAGAAUAA
Prunus armeniaca (apricot) is the source of this 1062-nucleotide messenger RNA. The record is from the annotation of a GenBank genome assembly. Lineage: Eukaryota; Viridiplantae; Streptophyta; Magnoliopsida; Rosales; Rosaceae.